Molecule: messenger RNA, 273 nt
Organism: Microcebus murinus (gray mouse lemur)
Lineage: Eukaryota; Metazoa; Chordata; Mammalia; Primates; Cheirogaleidae
Source: RefSeq, a predicted model, not a curated record
AUGCAUGUCACAGACCAUAGGAACUUUGAACCCACACCUGUGAUUUUGCAAGGUAUUGGUUUGGAAGAGCAGGUCCACGAAAUCAUGAACUUUCUGCUCACAGCCAGGAGGAAGGGUGCCAAAUCUUCCAGGAUUGAGAAAAAUAAGAAUAAUGUGAAGUUUAAAGUUAAAUGCAGCAGAUACCUUUAUACCUUGGUCACCACAGACAAAGAGAAGGCAGGGAGACCGAAGCAGUCCCUGCACCCUGGCUGGGCAGUGAAGGAGCUGAAAUGA